AUGAGCAGUGUCGGGACGCCGGACUCGUUAGGGAUUUUGGGCCAGAUGCGCGACGAGGACCAAGGAGCAGCCUCACUAACUCCGAUUCUCAACAUUGCCGACCUAGAGCUAAUGAUUCAAUGGUGUAACUCGACCUACGAGAACCUGUCGCGCAACGAGCUCACUGAUCCAGUAUGGCAGUACGCCGUGCCUAUAGAGGCGCUCUCGCAUCCGUUUCUGAUGCAUGGCAUUUUGGCCCUAUCAUCCUUACACCUCGCCCGGACAGGCCUAGAACUAGCUCGGCGGGCGUCAUAUCUCUGCCGCGCCGUGGCACACCAGAACCAAGCGCUAUCGCUCUUUCGCGGGGUAUUAGGGGACAUUAAUAAGACUAAUUCUAAGGCGAUAUUUGCCUUUGUGGGAAUUGUGGUCGUAUAUACAUUUGGAUUCCCCCAUUCCCCAGACGUGCAAGACCCCUGGAACUACGUGGAUGAUCUCUACCAAGUUCUCGUGCUUUCUCGUGGUAUGCAACAAGUCAUACGAUCUAUUACCGAUAUGAUCCUUAGUAGCGCCUUUGCGCCGCUUUUACAUCAGGUUGAAUGCUAUACGCCAUUGACCGACGACGAUAAGGCCGUCGUCACCCGCCUACAAGAAGCGAACCGUAUUCGCGGGCUACGCAACGCCGACUACGAAAUGGACGUGUUCGUAGCGACGAUUGGGAAUUUCGCAGAAAUGCUAGGCCUAGUACGCGGUGGCGUGACGACUAGCACGAUUGCUGGUAGGUGGGCGACCAUAUUGCCCCAGAGAUUCCUAGAGCUACUACGGGAACGAGAACCCUUCGCACUAGUGAUGUUAGCCCAUUAUGGCGUGCUCUUGCAGUAUCUUAAGCCCCGGUGGUGUUUUGACGAGUGGUGUGUGCGGGUGGCUAAAGCUGUGUGGGCGGUGUUAGAUGAUCAGUGUAGACCCUUAGUGCACUGGGCGAUGUACGAGAUCCUUGGCCAGAAUUACAUCGAUCAAGUCUAA
Penicillium riverlandense is the source of this 999-nucleotide messenger RNA. RefSeq lists its product as uncharacterized. Gene Ontology annotation, molecular function: DNA-binding transcription activator activity, RNA polymerase II-specific. Gene Ontology annotation, biological process: regulation of transcription by RNA polymerase II. NCBI's taxonomy places the organism in Eukaryota, Fungi, Ascomycota, Eurotiomycetes, Eurotiales, Aspergillaceae. The record is from RefSeq and is a predicted model, not a curated record. The coding region runs from base 1 to 999 and encodes 332 amino acids. The transcript has a single exon.